CAUUGACAACAGAAAGAGAGACGACAGAAAUACCAAAGGGCGCUGAUACCACUAUUACAACGGGUAAAACACAACCGUUGAACACGUCACCAACCAUUACAGAUGUUAGGACGUCAGAAACACCAACAAAAGGAAAAAGCUCUACGGCAGCUAGUGUACAAACAACAACAUCGCCAUCCGUCAUCAGUACCAGUUCUACGACGUCAGGCAAGCCAACAAAAACAUACAAUACUGCCGGAAUGACAGCCGGAAUGACCACUGAAAGUCCUUCAACAAUUGCAAGUGCCAAAUCACAAACAACAACGACAUCAGUUAAGGUCACUGAUCCGGUGACUUCAAAAGCGCUGCCCACCUCCACAGUGAUCGUGACGACACCAAAGAGCCAAGAAACUACCAAAGCAAUUCCGAGUACUGUGAUAUUCCUUACUGGGGAAGUUACAGAUACCAACAGUGCCGGCGUGCAAGAUGCAAUCAAAAAGCUUAUUGCCUCCACUCAGCUGGGCAACGGCACCAACGUGGACGUUACUUUUGAGACGAGCCCCUUUGUCACCGCCACAGGAGAGAAAGUGACCAGACUGUCCUAUCAAGUGACCAUAAACGGACGACAGGUGUCUUCGAGCGAGGUCGGAGCUGCUUUGCAGGAUAAGUCAGCGGAAGAGAUACGUGCAGAGAUAAACCACGACCUGCCUGCCGGCUUAACUGUGUAUAACGGGGACAACUCCACACUUAAUGCCGUUAAUCCUGAUGUCACGUCUACAUCACCGCCGUCAUGGAUUGAGGUAAAUUGGCCAAUAGUUGCUGCCAUUGCCGCCGGUGCUCUCCUUGUCCUUAUCGCAGUAGUGGCUAUUGCUUGUCGGAAACAGAGACGACCACAGAGCGAAAAAGAUAAUCUUCAUCGCAUGGGAGAUUUUUCGGACACCUCAGAUUAUUGCCCCAACGGGAAAGCAUACGACAACACUGUGUUCAUAGAAAAUGAAGAGAACACAUUGCAGAUUCCAAGACCAACUGUAAGAAGUUAACAUCUUAUGAAAAAUUAUAUCGUCAUUAUUUUUAAUUUUUCAUCAUACCAUUCUCAUUCGCCUUGAUCAACCAUUAUGAUCAGACGCAAUUGUUCCAUCUAUAAUGUUGGUCAUAUUUCAAGAAAUAGCUUUCAUUUCCUGCCUCGAUGUGGCAAGUACAUGUAAGAUGCCGUAAACAAAAAUAUUCCGUCCUGAGGUUAUACUUAUUGCAUAUCAAGGGACAAAGACCCCAUUCCCAGAGAUUAGAUCGAUCCAAACUAGAUCGACUUAA
This is a messenger RNA of Lingula anatina, 1290 nucleotides long. RefSeq lists its product as uncharacterized. Gene Ontology annotation, molecular function: calcium ion binding; Notch binding. The record is from RefSeq and is a predicted model, not a curated record. Gene Ontology annotation, biological process: Notch signaling pathway. NCBI's taxonomy places the organism in Eukaryota, Metazoa, Brachiopoda, Lingulata, Lingulida, Lingulidae.